Oxyura jamaicensis (ruddy duck) is the source of this 2587-nucleotide messenger RNA. RefSeq names its product BTG3 associated nuclear protein (gene BANP). The transcript is spliced from 14 exons. Gene Ontology annotation, biological process: negative regulation of protein catabolic process; protein localization to nucleus. NCBI's taxonomy places the organism in Eukaryota, Metazoa, Chordata, Aves, Anseriformes, Anatidae. Gene Ontology annotation, molecular function: DNA binding. Bases 283 to 1881 code for a protein of 532 amino acids. The record is from RefSeq and is a predicted model, not a curated record.
GUAGUCCGUCCCGGCGGGCUCGGCGGCGGAGGGGCGGCUGCGAGCCCCGUCCGUCGGCACGCAGGCGCGGGCGGCCGGGGAGGGCGGGGGCCGAGCGGGCUCGGCGCGUUGGAGCCUGCGCGCUGCGGAGCCGGAGCCGUCUCGCGAGGAAGGACGCCAUUAUCGCAGCCGCCCGACAAACACCACGAGAAUUGGGCCCCGCACACGGAUUGCAUGUCUCGUAAAAUUACUUACUUGGGGGCCUGCGGUGGUGUGUGACGGGACAUUGCAGCCUGCUUCUGAAUGAUGUCAGAACAGGACUUGGCAGAUGUUGUUCAGAUUGCUGUUGAAGACUUGACUCCAGAUAACCCAGUUGUGUUGGAGAAUCAUGAAGUGACAGACGAUGACGUAGAGCCUACUCUGAAACGUCAGCGUAUAGAAAUUAACUGCCAGGAUCCCUCUAUUAAGUCGUUCCUGUAUUCCAUUAAUCAGACAAUAUGCCUGCGACUGGAUAGCAUUGAGGCGAAGUUGCUGGCACUAGAGGCUACCUGUAAAUCACUGGAAGAGAAGCUGGAUCUUGUCAUGAACAAACAGCACAGCCCCAUCCAAGUCCCCAUGGUGGCAGGUUCUCCUCUUGGCGCUACACAGACCUGCAAUAAAGUACGAUGUGUUGUCCCCCAGACCACAGUAAUACUGAACAACGACCGGCAGAAUUCAAUUGUAGCCAAGAUGGUCGGGCAGGAAGAGCCAUUGAGCAGAGCAACGGAUUCUCUGGACAAUAUCCUUAGCAAUGCUGUUCCUGGACGUAGGCAGAACACGAUAGUGGUGAAAGUCCCAGGGCAUGACGACAGUCACAACGAAGACGGAGAGAGUGGCUCUGAGGCCAGUGACUCAGUUUCCAACAGUGGGCAAUUAGGAAGUCAAAGUAUCGGGAACAAUGUGACCCUUAUUACGCUGAACUCUGAAGAGGAUUACCCCAAUGGGACAUGGCUCGGAGAUGAAAAUAAUCCUGAGAUGCGCGUCCGCUGCCCCAUCACCCCUGCUGACAUGCUGCACAUCAGCACGAACUGCCGCACAGCCGAGAAGAUGGCACUGACGUUGCUCGACUAUCUCUUCCAUCGGGAAAUUCAGGCCAUCUCCAACCUUUCGGGCCAGGGGAAGCAUGGGAAGAAGCAGCUUGAUCCUCUCAUGAUUUAUGGAAUUCGCUGUCAUCUAUUUUAUAAAUUCGGAAUCACAGAAUCUGACUGGUAUCGAAUCAAGCAAAGCAUAGACUCCAAAUGCCGAACAGCCUGGAGGCGGAAGCAGCGAGGUCAGAGUCUUGCCGUGAAAAGCUUCUCCAGGCGAACACCUUCGUCGUCAUCUUACGGUGGUUCAGAGGGUCCGCAGAGUGCAGUUUCAGCUUCUAAUGAGAUCCAACAGAACCAGCCCCAGGCACUACAUUAUGCACUAGCCAACGCUCAGCAAGUCCAGAUCCACCAAAUAGGAGAAGAUGGACAAGUCCAAGUAAUCCCGCAGGGACAUCUCCACAUAGCCCAGGUUCCUCAAGGCGAGCAAGUCCAGAUCACGCAGGACAGUGAGGGAAACCUACAGAUACAUCAAGUUCAUGUUGGUCAAGACGGGCAGGUGUUGCAGGGCGCUCAGCUGAUAGCGGUUGCAUCUGCGGAGCCUGCGUCAGGAGGUGUUGAUGGAUCCCCACUCCAAGGCAGCGAUAUCCAGGUCCAGUAUGUGCAGCUCACACCAGUGACAGACCACUCUGCAACUAGUCAACAGUUUUCCAGUUAUUUUGAUCCACAGCCUGGAUUUCCCACAGGAGCUGCAAUGUUUGCAAUUGGCGCUGAUACCCUUCAAUCAGCAAUCCAACCAGAAAUGCAGAUAGAACACGGAGCAAUCCAAAUUCAGUAAGAAAACUGCGACAAGCUGUGUGAACCGAGAUGCCAGCAAACCUCAGCGGGAAGUGCUGCAGUCCUCGUGCAGCAACGGGAACACGGAAAUGCCUGGUAGACUAAUGGUCGCACCUCGUACAUCUCCUGCAAAUCGCGGGUUUCUGAUGACCUGUUUGUGCUCACCUGGAAUAAGUCAGACCCGCUUACUGCAAUUGGAGCUACGUCACUGCAGCUGUUGAGAAUGUGCCCUUCAGAAAAAUUACACGGCCUGCUCUUAGGUAUAUUUAAAGAGGAAAAAAUAAUAAUUUUGGAAAGAUGAACUAAUUACGAAACAGUGAGACUAAAUGUUUCAUCCUGUCGUUUCUUCUGUGAAAUACGCCAUUUGAAUGUCUGCAAAUAUCUUAGGAAGUGUAUUGCUGCUUUGCAAUACUUGCUUUACCACAUAUAGAAGAUCAAGAGCUCAAAUAUUUUUCACUGUUUAAACAGCUUUUUUAUUUGCUAUGGUGUUUAUAACAAAAAUGGAAAAUAUUUAAAAAAAAGAAAAAUCCCAUAACUGCAAGUAUUAGCAAUUUGCUGUUGUUUUCUGUUCAGUGUAACGAAAAAUGUAUUUGCAGAAGACUAACAAUUUUGUUUGUACUGUUGCUUAACUACUUUUCUAGGGGAAAAUGCUUUUAAAUGCUGUAAUUAUGCAUUUCUAAUGAAAAAUAAAUGUGUAUUUAUGAAUA